Messenger RNA from Gossypium raimondii (Peruvian cotton), 2258 nucleotides. Its product is annotated as inositol transporter 1. Lineage: Eukaryota; Viridiplantae; Streptophyta; Magnoliopsida; Malvales; Malvaceae. Gene Ontology annotation, cellular component: membrane. Gene Ontology annotation, molecular function: myo-inositol:proton symporter activity. The record is from RefSeq and is a predicted model, not a curated record. Gene Ontology annotation, biological process: transmembrane transport. The transcript has 5 exons. The coding region runs from base 652 to 1920 and encodes 422 amino acids.
UUCAGUCAUAAAAGAGCAUGAAAAAGAAAGAAACCAAAGAAAUUUUUAUUUUUUCCUUUUGUUUAUGAUUGAUUGAGUGGGGGAGGAAGAAAUGGUGUUAAUGAUGAGGACUUUGUUAGCAGAUCCCCACAGGCAACUUCUUGUUGGAUCUUGUGUGUUGUGAUAAGGCAACUCUUCAUUUUUUCCCGAAGCACUUGUGUUCGACACAUGCUCGGACAUGGUAUGGGGAUAGGAUCCUCUGAGUACAUGGAACUCUUGGAAAAAAACUGCACAUACCUGUUUCAGGCACAUACCCAUAUCCAAAACUUAUCCUCGAGUCUGAGUAAAAUAGCUUGUGUGUGCUUGCAGCUGCUAGCUUUCAGUUGACUGGAUAGGCGAUUCUAAUCCUGUAAAAAAAGAGCCAAAUCUUGUGUUUGCAAAAGGUGCAUGGGGGAGCAAUUAGGGGAUUGGGAGGGGCCCCAUGACCCCUAAACAUGAGAGCUUGUGUGUACAUGCAGUUGCUAGGUUUUAGUUGAUUGGGGUAGGCGAUUCUAAUCCCUCUUAAAAGAAAAGGCAAAUUUGGUGUUUGCAAAAGGUGCAGAAGGGGAGCAAUUGGGUGAUUUGGAGGGCUUAUAGUUCCACUGGCCUUUAAACUCGGAAACUAUUGUCAGCAUGGCCUUGGUUGGUGCAAUGAUUGGAGCUGCAUCCGGGGGUUGGAUUAACGAUGCUUAUGGACGUAAGAAGGCUACUCUUCUUGCAGAUGUUGUUUUUACUGCUGGAGCAAUUGUCAUGGCCGCUGCACCCGAUCCGUAUGUGCUGAUAUUGGGACGCCUUUUAGUUGGCCUAGGUGUGGGUACUGCCUCUGUGACUGCUCCCGUAUAUAUUGCUGAAGCAUCACCUUCGGAAGUAAGGGGUGGGCUAGUUAGCACAAAUGUGCUUAUGAUAACUGGUGGACAGUUUCUUUCCUACCUUGUAAAUCUUGCUUUUACACAGGUUCGAGGAACUUGGAGAUGGAUGCUUGGAGUUUCAGCUGUGCCAGCUGUCAUUCAGUUCUUCCUUAUGCUAUGUUUGCCCGAGUCUCCACGAUGGCUUUUCAUGAAGAAUGAGAAAGAUAAAGCCAUAGCUGUGCUUUCUAAAAUUUAUGACAUUGCUCGGUUAGAAGAUGAAGUGGAUCACCUUUCUGCUGCACUAGAAGAAGAACAGCAGAGAAAGCAUACUGUCAGAUAUUUGGAUGUUUUUAGAACAAAAGAAAUUAGACUUGCUUUUCUGGCUGGGGCAGGACUGCAGGCUUUUCAGCAGUUCACUGGCAUCAAUACAGUUAUGUACUAUAGCCCAACAAUCGUCCAGAUGGCUGGCUUCAAUUCCAAUCAGCUAGCACUUCUGCUGUCUCUCAUUGUCGCUGCCAUGAAUGCAGGAGGAACUGUUGUCGGCAUUUACCUUAUCGAUCAUUUUGGAAGGAAAAAGCUGGCUCUUUCAAGCUUAUCCGGUGUCAUCGUGUCCCUUGUCAUCCUUGCUGGGGCUUUCUUUGCUGAAACACCUGGUUCUUCUAAUGGAAUUUAUGGAUGGCUGGCAGUCAUUGGAUUAGCCCUCUACAUUGCAUUCUUCGCACCUGGAAUGGGGCCUGUUCCAUGGACUGUGAACUCAGAGAUAUACCCUGAGCAAUACCGAGGGAUCUGUGGGGGCAUGUCGGCUACUGUGAAUUGGAUUUCAAAUUUGAUUGUGGCCCAGACUUUUCUUACAAUUGCUGAAGCACUGGGAACUGGUGUUACUUUCUUGAUUCUCGCUGGCAUAGCUUUGCUUGCAGUGGUUUUUGUGAUUGUGUAUGUGCCGGAGACCAAGGGGUUGACAUUCGUUGAAGUGGAACGAAUUUGGAAAGAAAGGGCUUGGGGAAGCAGUUAUAACACUGAAAGCCUUCUCGAGCAUGGAAACGAGUCCACCUAGUCACUAUCAAAAUCAACCCGGCAUGAGUUUCUACAAAGUCGGUAUCGUGUCCCGGAGGCAGUUGAAGGCGUGAGCUUCAUCUUUCUACACAUAAAUGUUGAAAGGUGAGGCAUCUUAAAACAUUUAGAUUGUUUACUGCAUUUUGGUGUUGCAUAUUUCAAAGUUGAGAAGGAACUUGGUGGUGAUGAUAGAUAAUCUUGUAUAUAUAAGUUGUAUUAUCGCCAACGGCACGGGACAUCUUUUAAGUAGGCCCGAAGUCGAGGCAUGAUCCUUGUAUAUGUUCUUUAGCUCAUGUUUUCAAAGCCUUGUUGGAAGCAAAAAUGGCAGCAUUGGAAUCA